This is a messenger RNA of Dendronephthya gigantea, 2237 nucleotides long. Its product is annotated as poly(A)-specific ribonuclease PARN-like. The transcript has a single exon. Gene Ontology annotation, biological process: nuclear-transcribed mRNA poly(A) tail shortening. Gene Ontology annotation, cellular component: nucleus; cytoplasm. Bases 98 to 1894 code for a protein of 598 amino acids. NCBI's taxonomy places the organism in Eukaryota, Metazoa, Cnidaria, Anthozoa, Malacalcyonacea, Nephtheidae. Gene Ontology annotation, molecular function: poly(A)-specific ribonuclease activity; metal ion binding; RNA binding. The record is from RefSeq and is a predicted model, not a curated record.
UUAUGGACGACGGCACGACGCUGCAACUUUCAUCUGUGCUUUCACUUUGGAAGAAAGUCUAUUGCAAAGCUUAAUGUGUUAAAAACUCUGUUCUAAAAUGGAAGUAACAAGAUUAAACUUCAAAGAAGUCUUGCCUAUUAUUUCUGGUGCUAUAGAAAACUCAUCUUUUAUUGCAAUCGAUGCUGAGUUUUCAGGUCUGACUGUAAGGAGACGUGAGAAUGCCUUGGAUACGUGUAAAGAACGCUAUCAAAAACUUAUCAACGGCGUAAGAGACUUCACCAUUAUGCAGUUUGGCAUUUGCACUUUCAGUUGGGAUGAUGAACAGCAGCAAUAUCUGGCAAAGCCUUUCAAUUUUUAUAUUUUUCCCAAACCGUACAACAGGCAGAUGCCAGAUACGAGAUUCCUCUGCCAGAGUUCAAGUCUAGAUUUCCUGGCAGGACAAGGAUUUGAUUUUAACAAAUGGAUCUAUCAUGGGAUUCCAUUUCUCCUGCCUUCCGAUGAGGAAAAGCUUAGGCGAACGGUCGGAAACUACCAGAAACCAACUCCAACCAAUGGUACGCCAUCAACACCAAAUACAGAGGAACCCAUCCCAGUUCCACCCGUCUUUGAAAAAACAAUUGAACUGAUCAUGAAGAAAGUUGAGAAGUUUGUUGAAGAUCCUGAGCAACAAUCUUUAAGCCUGCCACCAUCCAGUCCAUUUGUUCGUAAGCUUGUUUAUAGCUCAGUUAAAACUACGCACAAAACUGGACUUCAUCUUGAAUCAAAAACCAACGAAGAUAACGAUAAGUACAUUGUCAUUAAGAAAUGUUCUGAAGAGGAGAAAAAAGAGUUGGAAAAUGAGAAGCUUAACCAGGAACAGGUUGGAGUAGAACAAGCAGUCGGUUUUUCUAAAGUCAUUCGCCUUCUUGCACAGUCUGGCAAAGUUCUCCUGGGUCAUAACAUGUUGCUGGAUUUGCUUCAUACAGUAAAGCUAUUUGUUUCACCGUUGCCAAAUGAUAUUGAUGGAUUCAAAGCUCUUGCUAAAGGCUUGUUUCCCCGACUCAUUGAUACCAAAGUCAUGGCAAGCACAUCACCGUUACAAGAACAUUUCUCCUUGUCUCAUCUUGAAGAGGUCUACAAGAAAUGCGCAGAAGCUCCAUUUGUGAAACCAAAUGUACUGUUCCCUGAGGGCUUCGAGGAUUACUUGGACACCUCCAAGUCCCAUGAAGCUGGCUAUGAUGCAUACAUGACUGGGGUGGCCUUCAUCGCAAUGGCUUCAUAUUUAGAAAAGAUACAAGAUGGUAGCUCACCUUGUGGAGAGAUGGAUAUUGAAAUUAUCAAACCUUUCCUAAACAAGAUCUUUCUAUUUCCUAGAAUGGAAGACAUUCCUUAUCUUAACUUGGGAGGUGAGGACCCAGUGCCUAGUCGGGAUCAUGUUUUUCACCUAGAACACCCAGAGAGUUGGCAAUUCUCAGACAUUCAGAAACUUUUCAAGGAUUUUGGGUACAUCUACAUAACAAAGAUUGACGAGACGGCCUCGUUUGUAAGUGUUUCGAAGCGUGAACGAGCACCAAAUGUUAUGCCAAGAUUGGACAAGGCUGGUGUACCAUACAGAAUCAUGAAGUAUAGCAGGUUCUAUGGUAUUGAUGAUACUACCACUACCAGUGUUGGCAAUGAUGCAAAUAGUGGUAAGGAUGGUAUUGAUGGGCACCAUUUGACCCCACAGCAAUUUCCCAAAAAGCGGAGUUUGGAAACUCCUACCAAAACUCCUGAAGAACUUGGUUCAUCAAAGCAAUCAAAGGACAAUGUUUCAUCGUCAGAUGUGGAGGAAGGAGAACUUCCAGAUUCACCUGAACCUGCAAAAAAGAAAUUAAAAGGCGAACACACGUUCUUUGAAGAACCAGAUGACUGGUAGUUUGACAAUGUGACUUUUGUUGGCAAAUGUAUUUGUGGUUAAAAUAUAAGUGGAAUCCUGUAAUGAAUUUGAAUAAUUUAAUGAGAAUUCAUCUUCAUUGGGUUAUAAACUGUAAUUAGAAUUUUAAAAGUGCCUACUUUGGUAGUAAACAUUGGUAGUAAAAUCUGCCUUUUAGAUACAACUAGUAUUAGUUUAUUAAAGUAUGUUUAUGUGCUUCUAUCUUUUGGGUUAUUUCAGGAACAUAUUCAUGAUGUUGGUUAAAAUACAACUGCAUUCAGCAAGAUCUAUAUAUUUAGCCUAACAAUUAGAAGCAUUUAACAUGCAUUAAAUAUGUUAUACUUUG